Molecule: messenger RNA, 1172 nt
Organism: Trichoderma citrinoviride
Lineage: Eukaryota; Fungi; Ascomycota; Sordariomycetes; Hypocreales; Hypocreaceae
Exons: 6
Coding region: 111-965 (284 amino acids)
Cellular component (GO): mitochondrial inner membrane
Molecular function (GO): copper ion binding
Source: RefSeq, a predicted model, not a curated record
ACCGCUGCCCCACCAUUCGCGAUGUCAUGCCACUGAGGAUCGGCUGGAUUACAAGAUGCUGGCGCUAGCUCCAAAUCGAGGCAAAACAUCUUCAAGCUCUAACAGCAAACAUGAACAACGCACUGCGCCUCGUGCGCAACGGUCCUCCACGGACGGCGGCCGCUUCCUCCUCGCAAUGGGCCUGUUUCUUCUGCCAGAAUGCGCGCCCGCGGACGGGCAGCAGCCGGCCCAACUUGGCCGAGUUGCGGCGCAAAUUCUCGAGCUCGCGGCCUCGGCGAGAGCAGCACCAGACGCAGACGCAGACGCAGCAGCAAGCACAACGGAAUGCGACCUAUGCGCCGUCCAUGGACAGGGUGCGCGAGCAGUACAGUCGGAGGAAUAAGACGAUAGCCUACUACACCCUCAGCAUCAUCAUGGGCACGCUCGCUCUGUCGUACGGCUCAGUGCCCAUGUACAAGAUGAUCUGCGCAACCACCGGCUGGGGUGGCCAGCCCAUCCGAGCCCACGACCAGUCCGGCGGCGAGGGCAAAGAGCUCGCGAGCCGCCUCGUCCCCGUGACAUCCGCGAACCGAAUCAAGGUCACCUUCAACGCCGCCGUGUCCGACAUCCUCCCCUGGAAGUUCGUCCCCCAGCAGCGCGAGGUCCGGGUGCUCCCCGGCGAGACCGCCCUGGCCUUCUACAAGGCGACCAAUCUGGGCGACCAGGACAUCAUUGGCGUGGCAACGUACAGCGUGACGCCCGCCCAGUGCGCCCCCUAUUUCAGCAAGAUCCAGUGCUUCUGCUUCGAGGAGCAGAGGUUGAAUGCCGGCGAGACGGUGGACAUGCCGGUGUUCUUCUACCUGGACCCUGACUUGCUCAACGACAUCAACAUGAAGGGCAUUGAGACUGUGACGCUCAACUACACGUUUUUCAAAGCGAGAUACGACAACAAUGGCAGAUUCAUGCCUCCUGCUACUCAGUCAUGAGCAUUUCAGGAGUCGCCUACGGGGCGGCUGAGCUUGCACGAUGCAGCCGAGCGUGGAUGUUGCGGUCUGUGUACGAUAUAUCAUAGAUGAACGACCAGGAUCUCGGAUGAUCUUUUGUACAGCAUAACCAAUGGCAAAAUGAAAUUCACCUCUUCAUUCACACCGUCCACAUUUUCCCCUGCAUCUCCUGAGCGUUCCUCCGCCUCU